AUGGCAGCAAAGGCUCAAAAUGAGACAGACACCAGUGACUUGGAUGUGCCCUCUCACCCCGGCUCAUCAACCACGCACCACAGACCAGGUCAUAGUGGAGCCAAUCACCAUCGUAGGCCCCAUGAUCACCAUCGCCAUGGUGUGUCCCAUCAUCACGGUGGAUCUCACCUAGACUCCCCUGACAGUGCCUUCUCCCGCCACUCCCCCAACCCCUCCACAACCUUGGCCUCCACUGGGUCUCAUGGCACUGUCCUCUCCCACCAAACCAAUGAGAAGGUACCCAUUCGCGAUGAGCACCACCGUGGUGGCAGGAGACAUCAUGGUAGGCCCCCCCACGUUAGUGAGUUUCGCCAUCAUGGUGGGCUCCAUCACGAAGGUGAGCCUUCCCAUUCUAAAGAUGGUGCGUCCUCCGGGUCCCAUCACUCUUAUGCUUACGACCACAGCAAGCGCCGUCGUCAUGUAACCCACCACCACAGAAGGCCUCUUCAUCAUGGAGAGAGCUCUUCCCACCAUGGCAUAUCUCGCGACCCCAGUGAGCACCACCAUGGCCACCGUGGCCAUCCUGGUGAGCACCACCGCAGAGAGCACCGCCAUGGGGAGUAUCCUAGUUUCAGUUCCAGAGACUUGCACACAGGCUUCAGCGUCGCCAGAGUCAGCUCAAUCUUUCAACCUACCACGGCACACAAGCAGAGCACGGCCAUUAGCUUGACGCGUUCCCGCAGUGCAGUUCGCUCACGUGCCUCCAAGAGCUCCAGAGUCCAUCCUCUGGAAUCCUUAUCUAGAAUCUCAGAAAGCUGGCCUGAAGAUGAGCCAGUUCAGAUGCAAAAAACCAACAAAACCUCGCGGGGCCACAAGAAGGCGCACAGUGAGAACAUCUGCAGUAAGCUGUUCGGAAACUUUUGCUCCCUCUUUUACGGCCUCCGGAAAAUGCUCAGUGUCCUGACCCAGUCCCUGUUCUUUGACGCCUUCAUCUUCAUCGUUGUCUGCCUCAACAUCAUCAUGCUUGUGGCCCAGACCUUCGCUAAGGUUGAGGUCCGGGGCGCAUGGUACUUCAUGGCCUUUGACUCCAUCUUCCUCUCCAUCUACGUGGUGGAAGCUUUGCUCAAGAUCAUUAGUAUGGGCCUCGACUAUUUUUAUGAUUCCUGGAACAUUCUGGACUUCUUCAUCGUGGCCACGGCUGUGCUGGAGUUCACACUCGUGCAGUUCAACUCCCGCUCCUUGCAGCGCACCGUCUACAACCCCAACUUCUUCAGGAUCUUCAAGGUCUUCAGGAGCCUGCGGGCCCUGAGGGCCGUUCGGGUGCUGAAGAGGCUCAGCUUCCUGACCAGCCUCCAGGAAGUGACCGGGACCCUGGUGCGGUCCAUGCCAUCCAUCACGGCCAUCCUCGUCCUCAUGUUCACCUGCCUCCUCCUCUUCUCGGUGGUGCUUCGGGGACUGUUCCGCCAAUCUGACCCCAAGCGUUUCCAGAACAUCUUCACCACCAUCUUCACCCUCUUCACCUUGCUGACCCUGGACGACUGGUCCCAAAUCUACGUGGACAGCCGGGCCAACGGCGCCUGGUACAUCAUCCCCAUUCUCAUGAUUUACAUCAUCAUCCAGUACUUCAUCUUCCUCAAUCUGGUGAUUGCUGUCCUGGUAGAUAAUUUCCAGAUGGCACUGCUCAGAGGCCUGGAGAAAGUGAAGCAGGAGAGGGCCGCCCAGAUCCAGGAGAAGCUGCUGGCUGAAUCGCUGACGAAGCUCAACGAAGCAGAGCCUGAAGAGGUGCUGAGUGAACACACUAAACAGAAGCUCCUCAUCGAGAAAAAAUUUGGGACCAUGACCACGAAGCAACAGGAGCUCCUGUUCCAUUUCCUGCAACUGGCCACAGGGGUAGAGCAUUAUCAGCAGAAGUUCCGUUCCCAGGCAUCCGUCAUUGAUGAGAUCGUGGACACUGCGUUUGAGGCUGGCGAAGAGGACUUCAGGAAGUGA
Molecule: messenger RNA, 1968 nt
Organism: Myotis myotis
Lineage: Eukaryota; Metazoa; Chordata; Mammalia; Chiroptera; Vespertilionidae
Gene: CATSPER1
Product: cation channel sperm associated 1
Exons: 12
Coding region: 1-1968 (655 amino acids)
Biological process (GO): transmembrane transport; flagellated sperm motility; spermatogenesis
Cellular component (GO): membrane; CatSper complex
Molecular function (GO): voltage-gated calcium channel activity; calcium-activated cation channel activity
Source: RefSeq, a predicted model, not a curated record